Xenopus tropicalis (tropical clawed frog) is the source of this 2694-nucleotide messenger RNA. It is a transcript of the gene cyp2k1.5, whose product is annotated as cytochrome P450 2K1-like. Gene Ontology annotation, molecular function: oxidoreductase activity, acting on paired donors, with incorporation or reduction of molecular oxygen, reduced flavin or flavoprotein as one donor, and incorporation of one atom of oxygen; monooxygenase activity; heme binding. The record is from RefSeq and is a predicted model, not a curated record. Gene Ontology annotation, biological process: aflatoxin metabolic process. The transcript is spliced from 10 exons. Lineage: Eukaryota; Metazoa; Chordata; Amphibia; Anura; Pipidae. The coding region runs from base 105 to 1583 and encodes 492 amino acids.
CUGGGAUCCUGGGGGAGAAUCACCUGCUGUGGAAUCUCAGGGAGACGAGAGGAGAAUCAGCAGCGUUCUGUCUCUGCGCCACUCACUAAUAUUUAGCCGCGACCAUGUUCCUCGGGGACCCGGUUACGAUUCUUUUGGCGGUCGUGCUGUGUCUUAUUGUGGCAAAUACACUUUAUAGGGGCAAAAAGGAUGGUGUCGGGAAUCUCCUACCUGGACCAAAGCCGUUACCCAUCAUUGGGAAUAUUCACAUUCUGAAUCUGAAGAAACCGUAUUUAACAUAUUUAAAGUUGUGGAAGAAAUACGGCUCCAUAUUCAGAGUACAAAUAGGAAGCCAGAAGAUGGUGGUGCUGUGCGGAUAUGAAACAGUGAAAGACGCUCUUAUAAACCAUGGGGAGGAAUUUUCGGAGAGGCCAAGACUCCCUAUUUUUCAAGUUAUAGCCAAUGGAUACGGCGUUGCAUUUUCUCAUGGUGAGAACUGGAAAGUGAUGAGAAGAUUCACCCUUACCGCAUUACGAGACUUCGGGAUGGGGAGGAGAACCAUAGAAGACAGAAUUAAUGAAGAAUGUGAUUUCCUGGUAGAGGCAUUUAAAUCUUACAAAGGAAAGCCUUUCGAGAACUUAAUGAUAUUAAAUGCGGCUGUGGCCAAUAUCAUUGUAUCUAUAGUCUUUGGUCAUCGAUUUGAUUAUCAGAACCCAACGUUUCUGAGACUAAUGCGUUUAAUCAAUGAGAAUGCGAGGCUUUUAGGGAGUCCUACUGCCAUGUUGUACAACGUGUUCCCAUCUGUAAUGCGAUGGCUGCCGGGAAGUCAUAAAACUCUUCGCAAAAAUGUAGACGAGAUAAAAAUCUUCAUUAGAGAGACCUUCACAAAACAAAGGGAUAAACUGGACGUCAAUGACCAGAGGAAUCUGAUUGAUGCCUUUCUUGUCAAGCAACAAGAGAAGAAUGGAAACGGGCCGUACUUUCAUGAUGAGAAUCUAACUACACUUGUAAAUAAUCUGUUUUCUGCUGGAAUGGAAACCACUUCUAGCACUCUCCGCUGGGGCCUUCUCUUAAUGAUGAAAUAUCCAGAAAUUCAAAAGAAUGUGCAGAAUGAAAUAGAAAAAGUGAUUGGACAGAGCCGGCCACAAAUUGAGCAUCGUAAAUCCAUGCCCUACACCGACGCCGUUAUCCACGAAAUCCAGAGAUUUGGUAACAUUAUUCCGAUGAAUCUUCCCCAUGCGACUGCUCAGGAUGUGACGUUUAGGGGCUAUUUUCUUCCAAAAGGAACCUACGUGAUCCCAUUGCUGACGUCGGUCCUGUAUGACCAAAGUCACUUUGAAAAACCAAAUGAGUUUUACCCUCAGCAUUUUCUCGACUCUGAAGGCAACUUUGUCAAAAAUGAAGCAUUUCUGCCCUUUUCAGCAGGAAAAAGAAGCUGUGCCGGAGAGAAUUUGGCUAAUAUGGAACUCUUCCUGUUCUUCACAAGCCUCCUGCAGAACUUCACCUUCCAGGCGCCUCCUGGGGAGGAACUAGAUCUCACCCCUGGCACUGGGUUAAGCGCUCCGCCUUUGCCCCAUAAUAUUUGUGCUUUGCCUCGAACAUAGAUUGUGCUUGUUGUGCAAGGGCAAGGUAGAACUACCAAUGGUGCAAAAAUAUUGAUAAAAGCUAGAUCAUAUUCUAAUGCUUUGAUAUAAAUAAAAGAAACAGGGAUACAUCUGAGUAGCAAUUUCACCGGUGCUAUUCUCCCUCCCAGAUCUGUUGUGUUCAGCCACAUUAGGUCCCUCUGGUCCCACUAGGGGAACUUUGAGAGGUGACAGGGCUAAACUUGAGGCCAUUUACAAUGAUAUUAGGGUAGAAUGUCCUUUCUUGGAUACACCUGAAAGCCCAUCUUGAAUUAGGGUGAGAUCUGGGCUGAAAACAUAUUUGAUGCCCUAGAUCAGUUAGCACUAACCAGUGGCUCGGGGGCAACACAUUGCUCACCAACCCCUUGGGUGCUGCCCAGUGGCCUUGGGGUUGAGUUUUGGGGACAUAAAGACCAUGUGUACUGCUAAACAGAGCCUCUAGUAGUCUGCCUGUCUACACUGGGCUACUAAUUAACCAAUCUGAGUUCUUAUUGGUCACCUACUAGGAAAGUUUUUGUGCUUGUGUUGCUCCCCAGCUUUUUUUCGUUGAAAUGUUGCUCACAGGUAAAAAAAAAGCUUAGAACAUUUAUGCCCUAGAACAUUUAUGGCCAAUGUAUCACUUAUAUAAACUGUCAAGGAUUUAUUUUAACGGAAAGUCGAACCUCUGCAAAAUAAAACUUUUUUUUAAAUACAAAUAUAACAUUUUUUACAAAUGAUCCAGAAUGUUUAUGCAGAUGAAUGAAGCUGUAUUUGUUAUUACAUUUUAGCCUUAUUGAUUUUAAGGGAUCACUGGGCCAUUUAUAAAUGAUUACUGAGUAUAUUAUUUACUUUUUUUGCUUUGUUUUCUGCAGUUAGAGAUGGAACUGAUAUUAUGGAUGAAUCUGGUGCCGAGGCUGCGGUCUCAUUCAGGCUGUGGCCAUAUCCACCCCGUGCACAUAAUAUCUGCUCCAACUCAAAUUUACAUUGAGAGCAAGUUCAAUAUUUCAGUCUCUGUACAUAACUACAUGUAUAAUUGUACAUAUGCUUUACUGAAGGAACAUGUUGAUUCAAAAUUGGUGGUCAAAUCAGAUUAAAAUAAAUGUUGGACAAAAUA